UUAAUCGAAAUAAGAACCAUUGUUAUCUACACACUUUUGCCAACGAACAACAAGUUUGCUUAUCCCGGUUGCAAAAAAUUCUGGAGACCUAGAAGCGAUGAAAUCGAGGAAGGUCGAUUCGACAUCGUGUCGGGUGUUGAAGCGCUUCUCUCGGAGGAAGUUGUCGAGGUGCUUGAAAAAGUGGUAGUCGGUUGGAGCGAGGUCGGGGUAUGCAGGGUGUGGCAGAGUUUCGUAACCGAGCUCGUUCAGCUUCUUCAGGGUGGUCUGUGCGACGUGGGGGCGCGCGUUGUCGUGGAGAAGGAUCGGCCCCUUCCUGUUCACCAAUCCAGGGCUCAUGAGCCGCAACUUCCGGUGCAUUUCGUCGAUAUCCUGACAAUAUCUUUCAGCUGUGAUGGUUUCGCCUGGAUCCAAAAAGCUGUGACGGAUUAA
This is a messenger RNA of Haemonchus placei, 429 nucleotides long. Lineage: Eukaryota; Metazoa; Nematoda; Chromadorea; Rhabditida; Trichostrongylidae. The record is from the annotation of a GenBank genome assembly.